Molecule: messenger RNA, 3698 nt
Organism: Oreochromis niloticus (Nile tilapia)
Lineage: Eukaryota; Metazoa; Chordata; Actinopteri; Cichliformes; Cichlidae
Gene: cbx2
Product: chromobox homolog 2 (Drosophila Pc class)
Exons: 5
Coding region: 78-1661 (527 amino acids)
Biological process (GO): negative regulation of transcription by RNA polymerase II
Cellular component (GO): PRC1 complex; heterochromatin
Source: RefSeq, a predicted model, not a curated record
GUCCCAGCGUAAUUCCGCCGUGCGGGCGCCGCGCUGUUCUUUUGAUAAAGGAUUCUUAUGCAAGGGCGAAGGCAGACAUGGAGGAACUGAGCGCCGUGGGAGAGCAGGUUUUUGAUGCGGAAUGCAUCUUAAACAAACGGAUGAGAAAGGGAAAGUUGGAGUUUCUCGUCAAGUGGAGGGGAUGGUCAUCCAAACACAACAGCUGGGAGCCCCAAGAAAAUAUCCUCGACCCGAGACUGCUGGCUGCAUUCAACAAGAAAGAGCAGGAAAAGGAGCUUCUGCUGCGUAAAAGAGGGAAGAGGCCCAGAGGACGGCCUCGGAAAAUCCUUGAAAACAUGCCUGAAGCUCCAAAGUCGAGCAGCUCCUCGUCUGGCUCGUCGUCAUCCUCGUCCGAUUCCUCAUCUUCGUGCUCCUCUUCCUCGUCGUCCUCGGAUGAUGACGAUGACGACAAUGGCCAAGUUAAACAAGUCAGCCCAAGCGUGAGAACGAGAGAGCUGAAUCCUGUCCCUCAGAAGAAGGCACAGAUAGUCAUGGCGAAACAGGAGCCCCCCAAGAAACGGAGCAGGAAACCUCUGCCCUCCGAAGUGAAGGAGUUCCAGCAGAACAAGGGCCCGCGCAAGACAGCCAAAGAUACGGAUAUUCCAGGAGCAAUCAAGAAGCCGGUUCACCCGGCCAGCUUUACCUUCAUGGGUUUCCACCGGGGCUCAGCCAGGGAUACGGUGGGUGGUCCGAACAGAAGCUCCCUCGCCCAGGUCGGUGCUGUUAAAAACUCCUUGAGCUCUGUGGGAUCUGGCAGGCCGUUGGUCCAGCCUUCCUCUCUCCCGCUGAACAAGUCCAGCCAAAGCAGAAAUGUCACAGAGAGUAAACUUCCCGUCUCCGGUAUGAGCAGUGGGACAAGCCUGGAUUUAAAAGCAGCUCCUGUUAAAUCAAAAGGCGUAGCAGCGCUGAAUCUGAAUACAUCCAAACACCCCAUUCAAGGAACCACUCAGCAUACACUAAGCUCCCCUAAUGGACAAAAGAAACCUCCGGCCCCUGUGAUGACACCGCAGCGGACACCCGGUGCUAAAACAGCGGCGUCCUUGCCAUCUAACAACGUCUCCUCCAAUCAGGGCCUUCAGCCCCUCAACCUGCAGAACAAACUGGUGCAAAGCAAUGAUGCUCCUGGAAACGGCACGGCGCCAGUGUCAGGCCCCAGAAAUGCUGCAAACCCAGCACGGAAACCUGUGACACAAAAUCCAGAGUGUAAUCCCCCAAAGAGUCCCGCGACCCCCGGAAGACUGCAGGCCAGAAAAACACAGCCCGGCACAGACAAGGUCAGAGAGGUGAACGACAUCCAGGCCUCGAGAGUCCAAGGAAGGCUGGAGAGGAGUGGCGUGCAUAAAUCCCCCACAGAUGUCCAGAGCCAGCAGGACAGGUCGGCCUCUAAAGACGGCAAAAAAGCCAAAAUGAACGAGAUGAGCACGGGAGAGGAGGAGAGCAGCUCCGACUCGGACCAGGAUUCUUCCUACGCCGGACAGGUAGCUGUCCAGAGCCAGGACUGGAAGCCUACGCGAAGCCUGAUCGAACACGUGUUCGUAACGGAUGUCACCGCUAAUCUGGUUACCGUCACAGUCAAGGAGUCGCCGACCAGCGUGGGCUUCUUCAGCAUUCGCAACUGUUGAUUUGACUGCAAACCGGAGCAAACGGAGUGGAUUCAAGUUCUGAGACAACUGGAGAAACACACCAGGGAGUGAAUGAAUGAAUGAGUGGGUCAAUUUGUUCUUUAUCUUUUUGUAGUCAACGAUAGACUGUGAGGUAUUAAAAAAUCAUUUAUUGAUAGUAAUUAUUUAUUUGCGCAUGUAAAAAAACAAAAACAAAAAAAUCAAACUUGAUAAAAAUCCUUUCCCCUUGUGAGCGGUUCAUCAAAAUCACAUUUAGCUGUGAGCUAAAAUAGCAACGCCCCCCCCACGGGCGGCUGAAUCGGUGCAAAACAUUAGCGCUCACACAUUUAUCCACAUUGAUCUUGUGUGUGUGUGUUUGAGGUAUCCUCUGCUUUGUUAUAUAACAGCAGAUAGAAGGAAUGUCUUUAUGAAGAAAUUAUGAAAGGCUGGUGUGAGCAGGAGGUCUAGCUUCUUUUAUGGAUAGCUCAUUUAGGUUUGAAUAAUCUCUUAAUGUUGUGAAUCCAUGUCGUUAUAGCUCAGCCAGUUUAAAUCUUAGCGUUGAGUCGAUAGGGUUUAUUUUUGUAACGUUUCUGAAAUUAGCUACCUCUUGUUUGUUCAUUUCUUUGGGAAAAAAUCUCUCCAGGGUAUAUCAUCAUUGUGUUUAUAUAUAUUUUUAUAUAGGUCUCAAUGUAUUGGACUUUGAUGCUGUUUAAUUUCUGUGUACUAAAAAAAAGAAAACCCCGCAUCUGUACUGGCUCCACAUGCUGUUGAACUGUGCGCACCAUUAUCACCUCAAAGAGAAGUUUCAUUCCACAAUGUAGCCGGUUUAUCAGCGCAGUUUUCCAAAUGGGCUGAAGCAUGCACAGUCAGAUACAGUAUCUCCGUUUCCCCUCCGACGCUCAGAUAAGACUCGGCCCCAGCUGAGGUUCGCUCUUCUUCCUUUGCACCGCUUCCACGAGAUAUUCACCAGCGACUUGCGUCUUCUGUGACUUGAAAUCUUUGAGGAAAGCGGUCUUGUUGCAAAGAUCGCGGGCCGCACACCUGAGGACCCGAGCCUUUCAGACGCACCGGAAAAGGUCAGGCAUGGACAGCUUAACGACAGAUGACCGCAAAACACCAGGUUUUAUCAAGUGUGUACUGGUGUUUCGAAACCGGUGCCUAGUACUGAAAGGGCUUUUUUUUUUCUGUUUCGUUUUUUCCUGUUACUUGCAGCUGUGGUCUUCUCAUUUCACCCCUCGUGCAUGGGUUCAGGAGCUGCAGGCUCGGCCUCCCAGAGGGGAAAAAAAAAGGGGUCUGUCUGAUGUAACGGAAAAGAAACUGCAACAGUGUGCGCUACUUUCUGCUCCCUCGAGAGGAGUUCAGCAACAAAGCACUUCGUCUGAACUCUUGUGUCUAAUCCUGCUCUGCAGACUGUGCCUUUCUUUCUCUCAGACUAAACACAAAGGCAUUACCCCAAAGAUAGCUAGAAUUUCAGGUUGUUCAAUAAAGGAGUUCUCCUGAGCAUCCACUGGAGACUACGCCGUUUCUGUUUCCUCGUCUGUAUUCUUGUGAAACUGGAAGGGGAAAGAAAAGCCCUGCUGGAUGACCUGUUACAGAUGUAAAGACGAGAAAUAUUUGGGGCCUAAUUGGAACCAUACGAGUGGUGUAGGUGCAGUUUACAGAAGUAGAUUGCACUCAGCAUCAACUUUUGUUGCAUGUGUAAUAGGUACAUUUGUGGGUUUAGGGUCUUCUUCUUCAUGUAGCUGCAGCACACUGUAUACAAUGUAAAGCAAUGUACCACAGACUGGGUGUGAUAUCUGGUGUAAUCAGCACCGUGUGAUAGACUACGGGGUAAUGCAAGGUGUUAAUAUGACUUCUUAUGUUUUUAUAUUUACUUGUUUUAUUGAUAAAGGAACUUUUCAUAUACAUUUUGCCAUUUUUUUAGAUUACUAACCGUCUCCAUUGAAUGUUUUCCUUACUAUUUAUUUCAAAUUAAAAGCCUUUUGGGGGAUAGCACAGUGUCAUAAAUCCUUGUAUUGUACCACUUGUCAAAGUGACUAAUAAAAAGGUACAAACUUU